Messenger RNA from Elaeis guineensis (African oil palm), 1278 nucleotides. The record is from RefSeq and is a predicted model, not a curated record. Lineage: Eukaryota; Viridiplantae; Streptophyta; Magnoliopsida; Arecales; Arecaceae.
AUAUAUAUAUAUAUGGCAAGAUUUCCCGUCCCCCACACAAUUGACUUUGCAUAGCACUAGCAAUUGAGGAACCGGGCGAAUCCAACAACAUGGAGGGAGAUCUAGAGAGCCUGGCCAAGGUCACCCUUUCGGUGGCGGCCUCCAUGACCUACGUCCGCUUCGCCUCCUCCAAGAUCCGGCCGGGAAAGAUCCGCCUCUUAACCCUCCUCCCUGUGCUCCCCCUCCUCCUUUACCUCCCCUGGUGCUUCUCCUCCAUCCACCUCCGCGCCAUCUCCGCCUUCUUCCUUGCCUGGCUCGCCCUCUUCAAGCUCCUCCUCCUCGCCUUCGGCCUCGGCCCCCUCUCCCCCUCCCUCCCCCUCCUUCCCUUCCUCUCCUCCGCCUCCCUCCCCGUCAAACUCCUCUCCAGUUCCAAAUCCAAACCGAGUUCCUCUUUGUCCGGCCAUCGCCUCCUCUCCUCCGCCAUCAAGGCUUUACUCCUCGCCGCCCUCAUCAAGCUCUACCGCUACCGUGACGACUUCCAUCAAUACGUCCUGCUCUCGCUCUGCAGCUGCCACGUCUACCUCGCUCUCGACCUCGUCCUCGCCUCCGCCGCCGCCCCCGCCGCCAUCCUCGGCCUCGAGGUGGAGCCCCAGUUCGACGCCCCCUUCCGUGCCGUAUCCCUCCAGGACUUCUGGGGCCACCGCUGGAACCUCAUGGUCUCCGCUAUCCUCCGCCCCUCCGUAUACCAACCCGUCCGCGCCCCCUGCGGCACCGCCGCCGGCAUCCUCGCCACCUUCCUUGUCUCCGGCCUCAUGCACGAGGUCAUGGUCUACUACAUCAACUCGGCCGCGCCCACCGGGGAGAUGACGGCGUUCUUCGUCCUCCACGGCCUGUGCACGGUGUCGGAGGUGUGGGCCCGGAAGGCCGGGUUGUGGCGGCCGAAUCCCGUGGUGGCGGUGCCGAUCACCAUCGGUUUCGUCUCUGUCACGGCGUUCUGGCUAUUCUUCCCGCCUCUACUGAGGGGAGGAGAAUUCGAGCAGGUGCUGGCCGAGUGCGUGGCUGUGGUGGGAUUCCUGGAGGACGCCGGAAGCGCGCUGGUCGGCUGGAUCGGGUUGAUACGGAAUCGGACCGAACCGGCGGUACGGUGAUUUUGUUAUAAUUAUUAUUAUUUUCCUCGGUGUAGCCGCCUCUUGCCGAAUUGGACUCCGGCUGGAGGUGCUUGAAGACUUUUAAUUUUUUUCAGAGUAUUUAUGCACUAAAUUUUGAAAUAAAAUCAUGCUAUUUUAUUAUUUUCUGUUA